Messenger RNA from Neurospora crassa OR74A, 2873 nucleotides. RefSeq names its product D-3-phosphoglycerate dehydrogenase 1. Bases 280 to 1680 code for a protein of 466 amino acids. Gene Ontology annotation, molecular function: oxidoreductase activity, acting on the CH-OH group of donors, NAD or NADP as acceptor; NAD binding. NCBI's taxonomy places the organism in Eukaryota, Fungi, Ascomycota, Sordariomycetes, Sordariales, Sordariaceae. The transcript is spliced from 2 exons. The record is from RefSeq and is a predicted model, not a curated record.
GCAAGGAUCGCACACAGUAGAGGCACCUUGGGGUACACAAUGGUCCGGUAACAGGAGUCCACCCGGCUGUCCACACCUCUCCAUCGAAAGAGAAACGGCCCGGUGGCUGUUCGCUUUGCCCUUGCCGAUUGACGGAGCCCAGAGAUUCAGGAAAGACUUUGGCUUCGACUCAUAACUUAAAGAGUCCCUGGUUGCCGCGUUUCUGCCACUACAUGCCAUUCUUUUUUUUGAUUUAUUUUCUCAGACCAUCCCGACCUUGCUCCUCUUCCACUUUUCACCAUGACAGUUCCCAGAGAAAUUGCCCAGCCCACCGGUGACAAGACCGCCGCCCAGUUCAGCGUCUCUCCUUCAACCUUCCAGUCCCCCAUCUCCAGUUCCAGCUUCAUGGCGUCCGCACUCGCCCAUCGCUCUGCGCCCAAGCAGCUCAAGCCCUUCAACACUGAGGACGUCAAGAUUCUGCUCCUUGAAAAUGUAAACCAGACCGGCCAGGACAUCCUCAGGGCCCAGGGCUACCAGGUUGAGUUCCUCAAGACCUCCCUGCCCGAGGACCAGCUCAUUGAGAAGAUCAAGGAUGUCCAUGUCAUUGGCAUUCGCUCCAAGACCAAGCUGACUGCCAACGUUCUUCGGGAAGCCAAGAACUUGCUCGUCAUCGGCUGCUUCUGCAUUGGUACCAAUCAGGUUGACCUGGACUAUGCUGCUCAGCAUGGUAUUGCUGUUUUCAACUCGCCUUUUGCCAACUCGCGCAGUGUCGCCGAGUUGGUGAUUGCUGAGAUUAUCACCCUCGCCCGCCAGCUGGGCGACCGCUCCAACGAGAUGCACCGCGGCACCUGGAACAAGGUGAGCGCCAAGUGCUGGGAGAUCCGUGGCAAGACCCUUGGUAUUGUUGGUUACGGCCACAUUGGCUCGCAGCUGUCCGUUCUGGCGGAGGCCAUGGGUAUGACCGUCAUCUACUAUGACGUCGUUACCCUGAUGGCCAUUGGCACGGCUCGCCAGGUGCCUACUCUCGAGGAUCUUCUGGCGGAGGCCGACUUUGUCACCCUCCACGUCCCUGAGACUCCCGAAACCAAGAACAUGAUCUCCAACGACCAGUUCGAGAAGAUGAAGACCGGCUCCUACCUCAUCAACGCCAGCCGUGGUACCGUUGUCGAUAUCCCUGCGUUGAUCAAGGCCUCGCGCAGCGGCAAGAUUGCCGGUGCCGCUCUAGACGUUUUCCCCAACGAGCCGGCUGCUAACGGUGACUACUUCACCAACGAUCUCAACCAGUGGGGCGAAGAUCUGCGUGGGCUCAACAACAUCAUCCUCACCCCCCAUAUUGGUGGCAGUACUGAAGAGGCUCAGCGCGCCAUUGGUGUAGAGGUCGCCGAUGCUCUCGUGCGCUACAUCAACCAGGGUGUCACCACUGGCAGUGUCAACGUGCCCGAGGUUACUAUGCGCUCUUUGACGCUGGAUGAGCCCAACCACGCUCGCGUCAUCUACAUCCAUCGCAACGUGCCUGGUGUACUGCGCAAGGUUAACGAGAUUCUCGCCGAACACAACGUCGACAAGCAGAUUUCGGAUUCCAAGGGCGAUCUUGCGUAUCUCAUGGCUGACGUUAGUGACGUCAAGCAAGACGAUAUCAAGAACAUUCGCGACAGCCUGGAUUCUCUCAGCUCGCGCAUCCUCACUCGCAUCCUUUACUAAACGGGAAGGAUCGGAACAGCGUACAUGGCAAGAAAAGGGGGUUAAGAGUUGCCUUGGGGUGCGGUCAUGAGUCAUGAUAUCUGGAGUCGCGGAGUCCGUCGGGUGGAUGCACAAACAACGAUUUCAACAUGAUCUCUUUCUCUUACGGUAUGCCCACCCGGUGCGUGUGCGUCCCGAGGAAGGGGAGAGGAAAGGUCGAACAUGACAACGUUCCUGGCACUGGUUCAACAUCUAGUCUUUUUCAUCAAGUUUUGGUUUUUUUGGGUCAUUGGGAGCGCAAGUACAAAAUACGGCAUGGCAGGUUCUUAAAACAGGACAAAAGGGGAAAAUGCCUUUGAACGAAGGCGUCGACAAGUCGAUGGUGUGCAUUCUGGAAAAGGAUCGGAAAAAGGUAUCAUCACCUGGCAUCGAUAUCCAUCAUGUUGUCACCAACAGUCAACGAUUAUACCUACUAGAUAAUACAGACAUCUCUUCCAACAUUUCUCGAGGUCGAAUGGGAUAUGGUACAGAACUCCCGGCUUCUUCACAUGCUGCUGUUACCACCAUUGGAUUUCCAUCAUUUCGGGUCUUUUUUUUUUUCAAUCUGUCGAUUGGCUGCUGCGGCACGACAUUCCCACUUCACCAAUGAUUGUAGCUAUUCAGCCAAGAUGUCCCGGGCUUGGAACGCGGAUAAGGUCGACGACGAGGUGUUGCGCACGGACUGCUUCGUCAACUGGCUCAUACGGUAGAACAUGCUGCACCCGCUUCUCCAGUUCUGUACACGUGCAGAUAUGAGGGUGACUCAGUGGCCUUCCCGUUCCGACCUAAAGGUGGAAGGAAGACAUCAUUAUAUCCAGUGUCGUUUCUGUCGCGGGUUAAUGAUAAGUGCUUCAACCUUUCAGAGCUACAACUGAUAAUUGAUAUCAAGCGAGAUCUCAAUUGCCUUACUAACCAGCGGAUGGAAUUAUUAAACAGAACGGUUUGCUCACGAAGCAGAACAGCAUCGGGCCGGCAUCAUGUCAGUCACCGUCAUGGGUGUCAUUAUCACCGAAACAGACUCAUUCCCAACACACCGGUGGAUGACGUCCGAGUGAGGGACGGUGUUGACUCUGAAUUGUAACAGUAGUCACUCGUCGUCAAUCCGGCCACGGAGCAGACAAAAGGCGGCGACGACGCGGAGUCGGCGGCAAACCACCAAAAGCACCGCCUUUCUC